Poeciliopsis prolifica (blackstripe livebearer) is the source of this 7087-nucleotide messenger RNA. RefSeq names its product catenin (cadherin-associated protein), delta 2b (gene ctnnd2b). Gene Ontology annotation, molecular function: cadherin binding. The record is from RefSeq and is a predicted model, not a curated record. The transcript has 25 exons. The coding region runs from base 411 to 4079 and encodes 1222 amino acids. Gene Ontology annotation, biological process: cell-cell adhesion; dendritic spine morphogenesis; cell-cell junction assembly. Gene Ontology annotation, cellular component: cytoplasm; nucleus; adherens junction. NCBI's taxonomy places the organism in Eukaryota, Metazoa, Chordata, Actinopteri, Cyprinodontiformes, Poeciliidae.
AGGGGGUGUUUUAAUGUAAGCUAGAGGAGAGAGUGAGAGUGAGAGAGAUAGGGAGGGGAAGCACCUCUGCCGCUCUCCUUGUCUCCUCUCCUGUGCGCAGUGCUCCGGCCCGACCGCUCCUACCUUCCCUCCUCAUUUUCUCCCCACAGCUGUCUCUCUCUCUCUCUUUCUCUCUCUCUCUCUCCCGUGCACGAGCGCGCGCUCUUUCUCGCCCCUUUCUGAUGCUGUCCGUCCUUCUCUCACGCCACCGAGCCGGAGGAAGCCCUCGGCAGGGCUGGAAUGACUGACUACCUGUUUUGCGUGGUCUGAAUUUUCCAGACGGGGGGGAAUUCUGCGCGUCGGCGAAAGGAGGAGAGUCGAGAAGGAAGAAGGGAGGCUCUCCCCAGGGGGAGAUUUGAUUUUACAGAGGAAUGCCAGUGCCUGAGGUGGCGUCUGAGAGUGCCAGCGCCGCCGCCAUGUUGAGCCCCGUCCUCAAUGCCUCCAACGGAGACGGCUCCGAGUCUGAAACCACCUCCGCCAUCCUCGCCUCCGUCAAGGAACAGGAGCUGCAGUUUGAACGUCUGACCCGGGAGCUGGAAGCCGAACGACAGAUUGUUGCCAGUCAGCUGGAGAGAUGCAAGCUCGGCUCUGAGACCGGAAGCAUGACUAGCAUCAGCUCAGCAGAUGAGAAGUUUCGCUGGAACAACCAAGAUGGGCAGAAGGACAUAGAGGAGGAGCUGACGACUGGCCUGGAGCUCGUAGACUCGUGCAUCAGGUCGCUUCAAGAGUCCGGCAUCUUGGACUCGCAGGACGCUUCUACAGGAGAUAGACAAGGACUGCUCUCUCAAAGCGCUCUGCAGCUCAACAGCCAAGAUGCCUAUGCAGCUGCCGGUUACCACAGCAACCAAGGGCUGACGCUCGGGGAGGCGGUGGCGGCGCGGGGCGGGCAGGUCGGAGGCGCGGUUCACAGCUACAACCAGGUGGCAUCCAGCCGUGCAGCCGCCCAGCUGGUAGCCACGGACUCUCCCUCUCAGUCCCAGAGAGACCCGUACGCCCAGCAGGUCCUCGGCAGCGCCUUACACAUGUCCACCGACGGCGGACCCGCACCUGCCGGACCGUCCAUGUAUUACUCCUGUGCCACUUUGCCUGCUCAGCGUGUCAGCUCCCCUCUGCAGGCGGUGGGAUCCCCCACCAAGCUGCAGCGCCUGGCCUCAGCCUCCGCCGACAUGCCCAGCUACGCCACGCUGCAGAGAGUGUCUUCACCCAAACAGUCACCGAGCCGACUUGCAAAAUCCUACAGCACUUCAUCGCCCAUCAAUAUGGCGGCCGGUUCCUCCUCCCCGCUCCCCAUGGCCACCUCCCCCGGUGGGAACCACACCUCAUCGCCCAUCCACCAGCUCAGCUCGGCCGUGGGAAGCUACGCCACCCUGUCGCCCACCAAGCGCAUGCUGCAUCACAUCGGCGCGGACAGCUACAAGAUCUCCCACGAGCUUUACGCCAACGCAACCCUGCAAAGGCCUGGGAGCCUGGCAGGCUCCAGGGGUUCGUACAGCAGCCAGCACAGUCACCUGGGCUCCGAACUGCGGCCCCUCCAGUCCCCUGAGCACCACAUUGAUCCCAUCUACGAGGACAGAGUCUACACCAAGCCCAACCUUAGAGGACAAGUGGUGAACCAGCUGUACCAAGAGGUCCUCAACUAUCUGUUUCAUCCUUACGCUCCUCUUCCCGCUCUAGCCCCGUCCUCCCCUGGUGUUGAUCCAAUCCCCUUGCAGCGAACGGGAAGCCAGAGCGCCGCCGGCACCUUCCAGAGAGGCAGCUUCGCCACGGGAGGCGGGGCGGCCGACUACGCCAAUCCGUACCGCACUCUGCAGUUCUGUCCCUCCACCGAGUCCCCCUACAGCAAAUCGGGCCCGGCCCUUCCCCCUGAACCUGCUCUGGGCAGGUCUCCGUCGGUGGACAGCAUCCAAAAGGACCCAAGGUACGACCCCGAAUUCCUUGUGUGGAAUCAAAAUCAAGCCGAGCAAAGAAUGACAAAGGAGUUUGGCUGGAGGGAUCCAGAGCUGCCGGAAGUGAUCCAGAUGCUGCAGCAUCAGUUCCCGUCGGUCCAGUCCAACGCUGCAGCCUACCUCCAGCACCUCUGCUUCGGGGACAACAAGAUCAAAUCUGAGAUUCGCCGGCAGGGCGGCAUACAGCUGCUGGUGGACCUGUUGGACCACCGGAUGACAGAUGUUCACCGCAGCGCCUGCGGAGCCCUGAGGAACCUGACGAAAAAAACACGACAACAAGAUCCUGCAGCUCUGCGACUGACUGCUGAGACCACCGACCUGGAGAUCAGGGAGCUGCUCACAGGCGUCCUGUGGAACCUGUCGUCGUGCGACGCCCUGAAGAUGCCUAUCAUCCAGGACGCCCUGGCCGUGCUGACCAACGCCGUGAUCAUCCCGCACUCGGGCUGGGACACGUCCCCCCACACCCAGGAGGACCGCAAGCUUCACCUGCACUCCUCCCAGGUCCUCCGCAACGCCACAGGCUGCCUCCGGAACGUGAGUUCCGCCGGGGAGGAAGCGCGGAGGAGGAUGAGGGAGUGCGAAGGCCUCACGGACGCCCUGCUUUACGUCAUCCAGACGGCUCUGGGGAGCAGCGAGAUAGACAGCAAGACUGUGGAGAACUGCGUGUGCAUCUUGAGGAACCUGUCCUACCGUCUGGCCGCGGAGACGUCGCACAGCCAGCAGGGCGGCUCCGAGGAGCUGGACGGCCUGUUGUGCGACACCGGCGGCAAGGACGCGGAGAGCUCUGGGUGCUGGGGGAAGAAGAAGAAGAAAAAGAAGGGCCACGACCAGUGGGACGGCGUCGGGCCCUUCCCGGACUUGGCUGAGCCUCCGAAAGGCAUCCAGAUGUUGUGGCACCCCACCAUCGUCAAGCCCUACCUCACGCUGCUGUCAGAGUGCUCCAACCCGGACACCCUGGAGGGAGCAGCAGGGGCUCUGCAGAACCUGGCCGCCGGCAGCUGGAAGUGGUCCGUCUACAUCCGAGCUGCAGUGCGCAAAGAGAAGGGCCUCCCCAUCCUGGUGGAGUUACUGAGGAUAGACAACGACCGGGUGGUCUGUGCCGUGGCCACGGCCUUGAGGAACAUGGCUCUGGACAUUCGGAACAAGGAGCUUAUCGGCAAAUACGCCAUGAGGGAUUUGGUGCAUCGUUUACCCGGAGGCAGCAACAACAACAACACCAGCGGCGGCGGCGUAGGAGGAGGCAGCAUCAACAGCAGCAUCCUGGCGGGGAAGACCAUGUCGGACGACACCGUCACUGCAAUCUGCUGCGCGCUGCAUGAGGUCAUCACCAAAAACAUGGAGAACACCAAAGCCCUGAGGGACGCCGGCGGCAUCGAGAAGCUCAUCGGCAUCGCGCGCAGCAAAGGAGACAAACAUAGUCCCAAAGUGGUGAAAGCGGCAUCGCAAGUCCUCAACAGCAUGUGGCAGUACAGAGACCUCCGGAGUCUCUACAAGAAGGACGGCUAUUCGCAGUACCAUUUCGUGGGCUCCUCCUCCACGAUAGAGCGGGACAGACAGCGGCCAUAUUCCUCCUCUCGCACGCCGUCCAUCUCUCCGGUGCGGACGUCCCCGAACAACCGGUCAGUGAGCGCUCCCGCGUCCCCCAGAGAGAUGAUGGCAUUGAAGGAGAGGAAGGCAGACUACGAGUCUACCGGCAAUGCCAGUUUCCAUGGCAACAAGGGCGAGCACACGUCCCGGAAGGACGCCAUGACGGGUCAGAUCACAGGUGGAUCUUCAACCCUGCACAGAGGAGCCUAUGUGUCCCCUACUGACGAUCUGAAGUACAACCAGGUCUCUUCCCAAGGCUUACCAUCAGAGCCCUAUCCUCCUUUCCAGAACCCCCCGCCACCGGACAGCAGCAACUACGAGGACCAGGCCUUCUACGACAGCCAGGUCCACCAGGGAGGCCGUCCCCCGCAGGGCGACCUCAACAUGCACCUACAGGGACUAAAGUCCACCGGCAACUAUGUAGACUUCUACUCGGCCUCCAGACCCUACAGCGAGCUCAACUACGAGACCAGCCACUACCCAGCCUCACCGGACUCUUGGGUCUGAAGGGACACGAAGAACGGAGGAGGACGAGACGAAUGACGGGGAGAAGGGGGGACGGUUCAAGUUUGGAGUUCGAGCUGAGAGGACAGUUUGCCUCCCUUCCUCCCUCUCCCCUGUAGUUUCUGAGUAGCAUUAUAGAUAGCAGGACAAAGGAGGAGGAAGAGGAGGACGGAGUAGCAGUACGGAGACAUUGGGACAGGACUCUCCUUUCAGAGACGCCUGAGGAUGGCACGAGACGGAGCCGACGAGAAGAAGAGCUGCCACGCAUGUGCAUGCACACGACCAAUCGGACACUUUCUGUUCAUGUGUUGCAUUUCUGAUCAACAAGUGUUUUCAUAGAGUGCUCAGCUCGGCAGGGAGACCCCGGGCCCCUGAGGGACGAGACGGACGUGGGGAGAGAGUCGGAAUGUACGGAGUACGGGGAGGGAGAAGGGAAAGGGAGGAAGGUUCGGGUUGGCGAUCGCUUUGGGGAUCGGAAGGACGGCGGCGACGGAGGGAAACGGACAAGCGGUCUCCACGGCUGGAGGUUGAGGGGGACGCAGUGACAGUGGUCGCCUGUAAAUAUGUGCUAUAGCAACACGGCUUGUAGUAACGUGAAGCACAAGAGGCAGAGCCGUCGGACGUUUAGCGUGGGCUUCAGCGAGGUGUCUCCUCCUCUGGGCCGAAGGACGGGAAACAUUUUGAUGGUUUUGUUGUUUUUUUUUUUUUUGUCCGUUUCUUUCUACUUUUUUAAAUUCCUGUGUAUAGUAUUUGAUGUCCCACUGUACGUUGACGCAGAUGCAUUGUGUACUGUACAUUGCACUAUUUCUCAUGUUCUUUUCUGGCCUUUUUUUAGUUUGUCUUUUUAUUUAUUUAUUUUUUUGCCACUGGGUCAGCCUCACCUGAUAACCUGGCAUCACACGGAAUAGCCGCACUUAAAAUCUCACACCACAGUCGUGUGUUUUGUUGCUAAUGUGAAACACUGGAGAUGAACUGCUGGGUCACGGUGCUCCUUUCACUGCCCUGCUGUUAGCAGACGGUACCGCCGCCAGGAAGAGCCGAAGAGCGAGAGAGAGAGAGACUGACACGCCAUUCCUUCUCUGCUCGCUUUCGCUUUCCUGGGCUAGCUUUUGCGCUUCGACGUUGCAAAUCCGCUCCUCGUCGUUUAGGGCAUCCUCGAAGCGACUCGUCACCCGUCGUUGUAUAUAACCGUGCCAAACAAGCGUGCUAUCGUCCCCUCGACUUAACGGAGUGGAUCAAAGGGUCCAAGUUCAGCUGAACAGCCUCUCGGUUCAGACGGUGCCAGUUUGUAUAUGCUUUGUUUUUUUGUUUUUGUUUUUUAAACUGUGUUAUACUGAGAUGAAAAUUGUCUAACUUGCACCAACAAGAAGAAAAACCCACCCACACACACAUGGAAAAAAAUAAUAAUAAAAAAUUAAUUCAAAACCCCACUGAGGGCCAGUGGGGCCCCGGCAGAGCCUCACUCGCUCCGAUGUACAAAAUUAGUUGAUUUCUGUGUUGUAAAAUAGUCAAUGUUUGAAGUACAAAACGAAGAAGAAAAAAAAAAAAAAACAACAAAAAAACUUUUCUGAGAGAACGGGUGGCGGUUCUAACUUCAUGGUAGACAAAUCUGUUAAUAGAGUACGGAUAUAUAUUAUAUAAAUGCAAAUAUAUACUUUUUAUGUGCAGAUGUGGAUGUCACUUAUAGCAGCAACAGUAACGGGAAAAGACUUGUUAAAACAACAACAAAAAAAAAGACAACAGCUACAUGUAGGCAUUUUGUUCACAUCUUCUUUUUCAUGUCAACACACUAACCUGUCAGCUUUGUGUAGUAACGUUGUUGCUUUGUGGAGUAGAGUAGCCCAGGCGCCAGGGAUCCACGUCGUCGCUGAUUCAAACCAACAAGGUGCUACAUUUGUUGAGUAUUACCAACGUGUCGGUGUUUUAACAGCGCACAAACCAUCUCCAGAUUACUCUGGGUAUCCGCACGGCCUUGCUAGAGUAUUCACACUGCUUCUCUUUAACGGUCGUUGUGCCGCGCGGCACAAACGCCGAUGGACUUGAAUCGGAGCCCAUUGGACAGAUGGGUGUCGAGCGAGAAGGAAAGAAAUCCAUCUUGUUUUUGGGUUGUUUUUUUUUAAACUUAAAUGAAAUCUGGAAAGUGUGGCAAACAUUUGCCUUUAGCCCCUUACAGUCAACACACUGCAAAAUAAAGACAACAAAAUUUUACCGUGCUGUUUUUUUUUUUUUUUUUUUUUUUUUUUUGCCUGCUUAGUUUCUAGUGGAAAUAUCUUGGAAAAUUUGACAUACGGCUAAAAUCAAAAGUAAACGUUACAAGUGACUUUGUAUCAAAAUAUAAAAGCUUGUUUUAAGUCAAUAAUUCUUUAAUAUUGAUUUUAAAUAAGUACUAGCUCCUCUGGCAGAUUAUUUUACUUGUGACAUGGGGGAAACUGUCAAAGUGUGUGAGUACUCUACCAAUGCACUUUUUAUAAGCUGACCUCCUCAUGUCAAAGUGCAAAACUUGCAUCCCAUGAAUGCAUGAGUAUAUAUAUUUUUUUGUCAUCAAGCGACAAAAAGGCUGUGUUGAAUCAGCUGACCGGCAGACCCUGGCCCCGCCCUACCCACUGCUGUUUUAGAAGUCCUAGAGGUCACCUUCCAAUGCUUAAAACGCCACUCAGAACGAAGGUGUCCCCCCCCUACACACACACACACACACGCACACACACACACACACACACACACACACACACUGGAUGAUCAACAGAUGUGCCGUAUUUGUUAGUGAGCAUCUGGAAACUGACAACAUCAUGUAUGUCUUUUGUGAUCCUUAGACAAAAAAACUGACUUAUAACGGAGAUGCAAUGUCGGUGACCUUUUUUUCUUUUUAUUUCAUUUUUUUCCUCUCUCUUUUUUUUUUUUGUUGCUAGACCAAAUGUGUUUUAAAAAGACAAUUGUGAAUCUUUCUAUUGCCUCAAACAGAUUGCAACUGCUCCAAAAAAAUUAUAUAUAUAUAAAUGGACCAUUGAAGAACC